This is a messenger RNA of Quercus lobata, 372 nucleotides long. RefSeq names its product basic blue protein-like. The record is from RefSeq and is a predicted model, not a curated record. Gene Ontology annotation, cellular component: plasma membrane. Lineage: Eukaryota; Viridiplantae; Streptophyta; Magnoliopsida; Fagales; Fagaceae. The coding region runs from base 1 to 372 and encodes 123 amino acids. Gene Ontology annotation, molecular function: electron transfer activity. The transcript is spliced from 2 exons.
AUGGCCCUGGGAAGAGCUAUUUUGUUUUCAAUUAUAGUUCUGUGGGGUUUGGUAUUAUACCGUCAAACCGCUUUGGCAGAGGAGUUUCUUGUUGGAGGUCCUGAAGGUUGGGCCGAAAACAUUAUUAAUUGGCCUCCUAAUGGAACAACCUUUCAUGCUGGUGAUGUGCUCGAGUUUGUAUACGACCCAAGGGAGUACAAUGUGGUUGUUGUAGACAAACAUGGUUAUGAAACAUGCAAAGCACCAAUAAGUGCUUUUGAAAACAACAGUGGAAAUGAUCAACUUUAUCUUGAGAAAGGAGCAAACUAUUUUAUUUGCACUAAACGUGGAUGUUGUGAAAAAAACAUGAAAAUAGUGAUCAUUGCUGAGUAG